Messenger RNA from Saprolegnia diclina VS20, 3745 nucleotides. RefSeq lists its product as hypothetical. The record is from RefSeq and is a predicted model, not a curated record. Gene Ontology annotation, cellular component: nucleus. The transcript has 6 exons. Lineage: Eukaryota; Oomycota; Saprolegniomycetes; Saprolegniales; Saprolegniaceae. Gene Ontology annotation, biological process: protein ubiquitination; SCF complex assembly. The coding region runs from base 15 to 3683 and encodes 1222 amino acids.
GCCGGCCCCGAAGCAUGCGUGGCACGACCGUCUUCACCGCGCUCUUAGAAAAGACGACGGACUUCGACAAGGAUGAGCGCUACAUGGCGACCUCGGACCUCUGCAACGAGCUCCAGAACGACGUCGAGCUUGGCCCGGACCUCGAGCGCAAGAUUUGCGCUGCGGUGCUCAAGCAACUCGAUGACAAGUCGAACGACGUGCAGUCGAUCGCUGUGAAAUGCUUGGGUAUCCUCGUGACGAAGGUCCAGGAGAAGCAAGUCGGUGACAUCUGCGAGAAGCUUUGCGACUUGAUCUUCACGGGCAAGCCCGAGCUCCGUGACAUCUACUCGAUCGGCCUCAAGACUAUCUUGACGGACGUCUCGCAGAAGACCGGCGCAUCGAUCUCGACAGCGCUCUGCGGUCGCCUCCUUAACGGUAUCUCGCACUACGCAGACCAGGCAAUCAAGUCGGAGACGCUGGACAUCUUGACGGAACUCUUGAAGCGCUUCGGCGCCGACUUCCAGUCCGAGCAUGUGGCCAUCAUGGACCUUCUUCUCAAGGAGCUCAGCGACGAGCGUGCCUUUGUGCGCAAGCGCGUGACGUCGUGCCUCGGUGCGCUCGGUGUUGUCGCGGCCGACGCACUUCUGCACCGUUUGGUCGAGCACUUGCUCCAAAGCGUCGAAAACAACCACGAAGCGGACAAGCGCACGCUCAUCCAGACGAUCGGUACGCUCUCGCGCUCGGUGGGACAUCGUCUUGGCCGUCAUCUCCCCGUGAUUGUCCCGCUCUUCUUGACCUUUUGCGGCUCCCCGGACGACGAGUCGAUGCAAAACGACGUCUCGAACGAGCUUCGCGAGAACUGCUUCCAGGGCCUCGAGUCGUUCUUGCUGCGCUGCCACGCCGAGAUCACGGCGCACGUCAAGAACAUCAUUGCCACGGCUAUGAAGUUCACGAAGUACGACCCGAACUACAUGUACGACUCGGAGAACGAAGACAUGGACGAGGACAUGGACGAUGAGGAGCAGUACAGUGAACCCGAAGACAACGAUUACAGCGACGAUGACGAUGCGAGCUGGAAGGUGCGCCGUGCUGCGCUUCGCGUCAUGUCGGCUGUCAUCACGACGCGCCCGGAGCUCCUCGACGACAUCUACGCUGAGUGCAGCGAGCCACUUAUCUCGCGUUUCAAGGAGCGUGAAGAAAGCGUCCGCAUCGACGUCUUCUCGGUCUUCUCGGACCUCCUGCGCGUCACGCUUGUGCAUUUGGCGCCCGUGAGCUCGGGCAACCCCGAAGCCGGUGGCCACCCUGCGCUUGUCCGCCAGCGUUCGUGCGGUGGCCAGCUCCACACGCGCGUUGGUACGAUCUUGAGCGCCGCGAACAAGCAACUGGGCCCCAAAAUUUCGGUCGCCACGCGAUGCGCCGUCUUCGGUAUGCUGCGCGAGCUCGCCCAGGUCGAGGAAGGCCAGCUGGGCCCCUUCAUGGACUCGUUGAUGCCGAACAUUUUGAAGGCCCUCGAGGACCGCAACUCGAGCCUCAAGCUCGACGCACUCCUCUUCUUGCGCCAGCUUAUGGCCACCCACGAACCGUCGCUCUUCACCAAGCACAUGAAGGCGAUUGUUCAUUUGGCCGUUGUCAACGCUAGUGACGAGUGGUAUAAGAUUGUUGCCAAGUCGCUCUCCCUCAUUGGCACGAUCGUACACGUCAUUCGUCCGUCGACGGAUGCGGUGUUGGUCCAAGACAUGGCGGUCUUUGUGCAGCCGCUCUUCAACGCGGUGCUUCCGCGCCUCAAGGCGUACGACAUCGACCAAGAGAUCAAGGAUGGUGCUAUCGCAAGCAUGGGCCUCAUCAUCUCUACGAUCGGUGAUCAUCUGAGCCGUGACGAUCUCAACGCGGUGCUGCCAAUGAUCCUCGAGCGCAUGCAAAACGAAAUCACACGCAUUGCUGCCAUGAAGUCGCUGUCGACGAUCGCCCGCUCGCCGCUGCCGCUCGACCUCUCGAUCAUUUUGACGGAUGCCAUUGUUUGCCUCUCGCAGCUUUUGCGUCAGCAGUCGCGCACGCUCAAGCAGACGGCGUUGGAUACGCUCAUCGCCUUGGUUCAAAGCAAGGGUGCGUCUGUGGCUGCUGCGAGCCUCAGCGACACGAUUCAAGAAGCAUCGGCCUUGAUCUCGGACUCGGACUUGCAACUCAGCCAGCUCUCGUUGACGCUUGUCUCGGCCAUUCUUACGACGUCGCCGUCGGCCGCCUCGGACGCGGUGGUCGUGACCAAGGCGUUGCCCAACGCGCUGCUCUUGUCGGCGAGCGCCUUGCUUCAGGGUCCCGCCUUGGAAGCUCUCUUUGUGCUCUUGCGUCAGCUCGUCGCUGCCGAAAGCCAUGGGUUUGAGGCGCUUUUCCACGCGCUCUACACGGUGGAUCGUCCGGAUGCGUCCAAGCAUGCGCUGCACAACGUUGCCCGCUGCAUUGCGGCGAUCAGUCUCCAGACGUCGCCCGAUCUCCAGAAGAAGGCGUACGACACGUGGGUGCAGGGUAUCGCGACGCCCGGCGCCAGCAAGCACUUGGCUCUUUUCUGCGUCGGCGAGUUUGGUCGCAAAACCAACAUUCAGCCGUUUGGCGACGCGCGCGAGAUUAUUUUGGCCAACUUUGCCAGCCAAAGCGAGGAAGUCAAGCACGCUGCGGCCUUUGCGCUUGGUAGCAUCUGCGUCGGCAACAUGACAAGCUACCUCCCGACGAUCCUUGAAGAGCUGAAGAAGGGCAAGCACACGUACCUUCUCUUGAGUGCGCUCAAGGAAGUUUUGGGCUGCAAGAGCUCGGACCUCAAGGCGUUUGUCUCGACGGUCGUGCCCGUGCUGCACUCGCACUGCGAAACCGAGGAGGAAGGUGUCCGCAACAUGGUCGCCGAGUGCCUCGGCAAACUUGCGCUCGUGGAGCCGCACACGAUCUUGCCGUCGGUCACGGCCAUGUGCGCACCUUCGGUGCCCGUCAAGACCCGCUGGACUGCGGUCACGUGCUUGCGCUUUUGCAUGGCGUGCGGUCCCAACGGUGCCCCGAUUCGCGAACUUACGGUGAGCCCGUUCGUCGCGGCGCUCAAGGACGAAGACAUGGGCGUGCGUCGCGCGGCACUCAUUACGCUCAACGCUGCGGCUCACCACCAGCCUGCUUUCCUCAAGGACCAUGUGCGCGGCGAGAUCUUGCCCGUGUUGUACGACACGAUGCGCAUCAAGCUCGAGCGUACCGUUGACUUGGGCCCGUUCAAGCACAAGGUUGACGACGGGCUUGUGCUGCGCAAGGGCGCGUACGCGUGCAUUGACACGCUCCUUGACACGUUGCCGCGCGAAGUGGACGCGAUUGCGUUUGUCGAGUACUUGAAGCUCGGCUUGGAAGACCACGACGACGUCCAGAUGCUGAGCCACCAGAUUCUGAUCAAGCUCUGCAACGUGGAGCCCGGUGUCGUCUUGAGCGCGCUUGAUAUGCUUAGCGUGGCCCUCGAUAAGACGACGAACCGCCGUCCGAAGGACACGCAAGUGGGCUCGGAGGUCGACCGUGUGAACGACGUGAUUCGCAGCGCCUUGCGUGCGGUGGACGCCGUGAGCUGCGUCCGCGAAAGCGACUCGAACCCCAAGUGGAAGACGUUGAUGGACAAGAUCAAGAAGACGGACAACCUCUCGACGAUGCUCGAAGGCAUCAAGCUGGAGCGCGGCGCCGACGCCUAAGCUGUUGUCUCUUUGUCCUGCCACCGUUGUUGCAUCGUCAUCAAUACAUGGAUUAUAUGCUA